Alternaria infectoria is the source of this 1191-nucleotide messenger RNA. RefSeq lists its product as uncharacterized. Gene Ontology annotation, molecular function: RNA binding. The transcript has 3 exons. Gene Ontology annotation, biological process: negative regulation of DNA-templated transcription. NCBI's taxonomy places the organism in Eukaryota, Fungi, Ascomycota, Dothideomycetes, Pleosporales, Pleosporaceae. Gene Ontology annotation, cellular component: nucleus. The record is from RefSeq and is a predicted model, not a curated record. The coding region runs from base 1 to 1191 and encodes 396 amino acids.
AUGGCUCGUAUGGCUGUGUCGGACGUCCAAACUCCACCAAUACCCAACUUCCAGAUGUCCGAUUAUGAGUUCCCCACACUCCACUACAACGGCUCUCCCCUAGGCACACCCUCGAUAACAUCAGCCGCGACCUCUCUGGAACAGCUCUACGGCCUGACAGGUGGUGGCCCCACACGCCCUCCACCAGGACUUAGUCCUUUUGCAAACUUCACUCCCGGAGGCGGUAGCCGCCCGCAGUCUAGAACCGGCAGUCGCCAGACUUCGCGUGCCACCACACCUUCGGUGCUCGCAGUCGACGAUAACGACGCUUUCCCUAGUCUGGGUUCCGCUGCUGCUGCUAAGACUGGAAAGCGUCACCACGGCAAGCGAGGUGGACAUGGCCAUCACAAAGAUGCUCCAGGACCUAACAAUCUUGCAGAUGUCGUUCGCAUGUCGCCUGUUCCGGCUCCUGCCACUCCGGCUCGCAAGGGAUUGAGACCGACUAAGAGCUUUACAGGCUCUCGUGAGAACAGUGUGGCUGCCCAGGCGAUACCCGCUCCUCAGCACAUUCCAUGGCUGGAGACAGGUGAGAAGGGCAAUCAGGCUUAUCUCAAAGCUCGCGCCGAGGCUUUCAAGCAUGGCAGUCUGCGCAACAAGUUUUUGCAGAGCGCUGCUCAAGCUUGGAAUCGCAGCGAUUCGCGCGCGGCUAAAGCUCUUAGUCUUAGGGGGCAGAGUGAGAACAACCUGAUGCGUGAAGCUCACCGUGAAGCUGCUCGUAUCCUUUACGAAGAUCGCAAUAAGGACAGCGACGGCUCGAGAGAGCUGUAUGUUGAUCUUCACGGUCUGCAUCCAGAUGAGUCGGUUUCGUAUCUCGAAGGCAUCCUUCUCAAGCACAGCUCUUCUUCGCGUCCGGUCUACGCUAUUACAGGAACAGGUCACCACUCCAAGAACGGCAAGGACAAAGUUGGCAAGGCUAUUCGCGGCUUCCUGAACGAAUGGCGCUAUGCCUUCCGCGAAUUUUCUGUCCCUGGUGACCGCAACAAUGUAGGUGGCAUUCUUGGUAUCGACCCGAGUAGCUACGACAAGAGUGUGGCGGAACGGCCGAAGGAAUCUGAAUCGGAUGGAGAUAGCGCAAAGAAAGACACGAAGAUUCGCAUCAUGAAGAGAGAUGAUGUAAUAGAUGCGCCGAAAGGACCGAAGCGUACUGCUUGA